AUGGCUUUCUUCUUUGGUCUGACUCUUCGCAGGCUCUAUAACACCGACAUGGAAAAAAGGGCAAACGAAGCUUCCAAGAAGCGCCCCAUUCCUUCCCCUGAUGCCGAAUUUCUUGACUCCAACAAGGCCAAGUGCGAGCGGAACGAGGAAAACGACAGCGAGAUCUGCACCAUGGAUGACUUCUCCACCGACUUGAUGUUGAGAGCUCGAUACGUGGCCGCUAAGCAAGCUUCUUUUGACGAGCCCUUCGAGCUGUCCGAAAGCGAUUCCACUUUGUCCCAUGCGAUCAGAGCUCGCGUUGAUGCGAACCUCCCAACCGCUGAAAGAGGAACUGUUACGGGGGCUCCCCUCUCUAAUGACGAUGUCGCAGACAUACUUAAGAAGGUUAAGCCGGACUGUCGCAAAGCCCAGGCAUGGGUAAAGGCGCAUGAAGUCAGCAAGGCGGCCAUGGAGCGACUUAAGGCGAAGUCGGAGAACCGCGACGCCCUCAGAAAGAAGUCACUACGUCAGUUGCACGGCAGAGGUCAUCAGGCUGAGGCCCAGUCCGAUGCACCCAGAUACCAAGCAAGGGCCCCGGCUCCGAACUUGCAGGCUCCCGAGGAUCGUACCGUUGAAGAAGAACUGGAGGAGGCAAGGGUGGUGUACAACAGGGUUAGCCUGGCGCACGAUAGACUCCUGAAGACCAUCGUCGACAUGGAGGAGUUUAGAAAGACUCUCUCGUAG
Aspergillus pseudonomiae is the source of this 723-nucleotide messenger RNA. RefSeq lists its product as uncharacterized. The transcript has 2 exons. Lineage: Eukaryota; Fungi; Ascomycota; Eurotiomycetes; Eurotiales; Aspergillaceae. The record is from RefSeq and is a predicted model, not a curated record. Bases 1 to 723 code for a protein of 240 amino acids.